Messenger RNA from Pogona vitticeps (central bearded dragon), 2849 nucleotides. It is a transcript of the gene ASNSD1, whose product is annotated as asparagine synthetase domain containing 1. The record is from RefSeq and is a predicted model, not a curated record. Gene Ontology annotation, molecular function: asparagine synthase (glutamine-hydrolyzing) activity. NCBI's taxonomy places the organism in Eukaryota, Metazoa, Chordata, Lepidosauria, Squamata, Agamidae.
GGCGCGUUCCCGGAAGCGGGCAGCUCAGGCGUGGACUUUUUCGCGUGUCAAAAAGUCUGGCUGGUCGGGAGGCGACGCGGCGGGAGCUCGCGGGCUUUUGCAGCGCUGAGCAUCUUUGUUCAGGAACAAGCCUUGUUGGCGUUGAAGAGGCGGGCUUGCUUGCUAAUUAGUCUAACCCAGGCUCUCUAAUUUGAAGGUGCACCUCCUUAUUCAUUGAAGGACCAGCAGUUGAUCUUGUGUGUGUGUAUAUAUACAACAGUAAAAGAGCCCAGCAGUGGCCUUGGCUAUUUGACAGCAGCAGGACUGACAGGAGUUGAAACAGAUGUCCAGCCGGGCAUUGCAAAGGGAGGAGGGGGACGGAGUGAAGUUGUAUGACCGAGAGGAGCUAAACAGGAAGAUUAAAGAACAGAAAGUUUUAGUUGAUGAACUUUCUAAUUUGAAGAAAAACCGAAAGGUUUACAAGCAGCAACCCAACAGCAACAUAUUCUUUUUAGCAGACAAAGCUCAGACACUAUCUGAAUGCAAAAAUACAUUAGAUGAACUGAAGAAGUCACAUCAGGAAAUGGAAAAUUCAGAGAAAGCCAAAAUUAAAAAAUAGCUAAAUUGAACCAGAGUUCAAAAUGUGUGGCAUUUGCUGUGUGGUCAGCUUGUCUGCCCAUCCCCCUAGCACUUGUCUCUUGGAAAAGGCUGUCUUAGGUCAUCUUAGAAGAAGAGGACCUGAUAGUAGCCAGCAUUUGGUAAAGAGUGUACCCCAUUGUCCACAUCACUGCUUAUUCUCUGGCCAUGUCCUUCACUUAAGGGGAGAAAUGACUCCACAGCCUGUGGAGGAUCUUACUAGUGGUAAUGUGUUUCUUUGGAAUGGAGAAGUCUUUGAUGGGAUCGCCAUCACUUCUGAAGAAAAUGACACUCAAUUUAUUUUUCGCCAGCUUUGCUCCUGCAGUAGCGAGUCAGAUGUGUUGUCACUGCUGUCUUCCAUUCGGGGCCCAUGGUCGUUUAUUUUUUACCAGGCAUCUAGCCAUUAUUUAUGGUUUGGAAGGGACUGCUUUGGUCGCCGCAGUCUUCUGUGGCAAUUCAAUGAAGAACUGGACAAGGUUCUUAUCCUCAGCUCUGUAAGCUCUGCCUCUGACCCUCCGUGGUGGGAAGUUCCAGCAUCAGGAAUCUUCAGGAUUGAUCUUCAGGACUGUGGCACCUCUAAAGCUGUGGCUUUAACACUGCAUCCUUGGAAAUAUCCUUCCAAAGAAAACACAGUUGAAGAAGUAGCCAUCUGUGACCUAAGUGUGAUUUCCAGACAUUUACCAACCCAUGUGGCUCUUGUAAUAAAUGAAUCCCACGCAUUGUUUGCUCCUGUCACUCCUCUGAACAAGGAGAUCCAUGACAUGCCAGAGGAAUCCCAGUGCUUUGAUUGUACUAAAAUCGUAGCUGAUGUGAGUGUUCUUCAGAUGUUUCUUGCGGAGGACCACAGGAAGAAAAUCGUUCAUCAAUUUAUUGACGUGUUGAGUACAUCAGUAAAAAGACGGGUCUUAUGCCUGGUUAGAGAUAAUGAUCCAUUAAGAGGGAAAAUGCCAGGGGCAGCUUCCAGAAAGCCCCGCGUGGCCAUCCUUUUUUCUGGUGGCAUUGAUUCUGUUGUUAUAGCAACCCUUGCUGAUAGACAUGUGCCAUUAGAAGAACCCAUUGAUCUUCUCAAUGUGGCUUUCAAGCUUCCAGAACAGAAUAGUCAAAGUAUUUCCAACAGGAAGCCCAGCAAAGGGAAGAAACAACUGCCACCUAGUUUGGAAUGCUUCAAUGGCAAUAACACGGUAACUUGCAGCUCUUUGGCAUCUUUUAAUGUGCCUGACAGAAUUACAGGCAGGGCGGGAUUGGAAGAACUGAGAAACAUCAAUCCUUCAAGGUCCUGGAAUUUUGUGGAAAUCAAUGUUACAGUGGAGGAUUUGAAAGAAAUGAGGCAGAAACACAUAAGUCACUUGGUGUAUCCACUGGACACUGUUUUAGACGAUAGCAUCGGCUGUGCUGUGUGGUUUGCUUCUAGAGGAGAAGGUCUGGUUACCCACCAGGGAGAUACAAGACCCUACAAAAGUCCUGCGAAGGUGGUACUUACAGGAAUUGGUGCAGACGAGCAGCUGGCAGGCUAUUCCAGGCAUCGUGUUUGCUUUAAAAACCAUGGUUUGGCAGGUUUGAAUGAAGAGCUAGAAAUGGAAUUGGGACGCAUUUCUUCUAGAAAUCUUGGCCGAGAUGAUAGAGUUAUUGGAGAUCAUGGCAAAGAAGCAAGGUUCCCCUUUCUUGAUGAAGAAGUUGUAUCUUUUCUUAAUUCUCUUCCUGUCUGGGAAAAAGCGAACUUGGCUCUGCCUCGAGGCAUUGGGGAGAAACUGCUUUUGCGCCUGGCAGCUGUGGAGCUCGGCUUAACAGCCUCCUCGGUCCUGCCGAAGAGGGCGAUGCAGUUUGGCUCCAGGAUUGCGAAAAUGGAGAACAGAAACGAAAAGGCGUGUGACAAAUGCACAAGACUUCAGUCUGUUUCAGUAGAGUAGCUGUUAUGCACAGGCUUCGAGGCUCCCUUUGGCAGAUGAAUCACGCUGUAGAUGCAGUCCAGGAAACUUCUGAGGUAACAGAGGCAGUGGUUCUAGUAUCUGAUUGACAGCAAGUCCCCGUUGGACCAGUAAGAUUUAAUUUCUGAUUUAAUGGGCACUAUCAAGCUACCUGUCCCAUUGAAAACAUGGGAUCAGACAUUACAACUAACUUAAUUCUGUUGGGUUUCUGUGGAGUCUGGCCAUGGCUAACUAGCUAGAUUGGGCUAUGUUUUAAAAGCUAUUUCUGUGUCUUAUAUAUGAAGCAAAAUAAAGUUGUUUUGUUUAAUA